GUCAAAAAAUUCAACACACCAGCAGUGUGAGGAGACCUGAAAGUGGCACAUGGCAGCAGAGUGUGGCGAUGGAGACAGCAGCAAUGGGAGGCCGUACAGGGACCCAUGAGAGACUCUGGACCUGGCAGCAGCAUGAGGAGGCGGUAUAUAGGGGCCCAUGGCAGAUUAGGGGCCUGGCAGCAGCUAUGGGAGGGCCCGUAAUCUGCCAGCACCCUAUGUCAAAAAAUUCUAACACACCAGCAGUGUGUGAGGAGACCUGAAAGUGGCACAUGGCAGAGUGUGGCGAUGGAGACAGCAGCAAUGGGAGGCCGUACAGGGACCCAUGAGAGACUCUGGACCUGGCAGCAGCAUGA
Molecule: messenger RNA, 353 nt
Organism: Staurois parvus
Lineage: Eukaryota; Metazoa; Chordata; Amphibia; Anura; Ranidae
Source: the annotation of a GenBank genome assembly